AUGAAGAUAACUACGGCAACCAUCAAGGCUGCUUGGGCCUCCCUGUCAUUCCUCCCGCUCAUCGCCCGCGUCUCGCUGCUUCACAUCCUCCAACUCUCGGAUGCGGCCGAGUAUCUCGACCUGCGCAGCUCGCUCCUCAUCGCCGUCUUCCGCGCCAUGCUGGUCACCUCCAAGCCGCGCAGCAUCACCGACAUCCAGAAGCUCACCAUGCGCGACAGCGGGCCGCAGGGCUCCAUCUGGGUCAGCCGGUACGCCUCGCCGCGGCCGUCCGAGACGGGCAUCCGCGAUGCCCUCAUCGACACGCUCGAGCGCCUCGCCCGCCCGAGGGACUCCAAGUCUCGCCGUCCCCGGGUUCCCGUGCCCGACCUCAUCGACGUAGAGGCCGAGUGGACCGGGUACCGCGCGGGAGUAGCGCGCACCGAGCCGUUGCCCAGCAUGUCGGAGCGCGAGAGGUAUCACAGCAUGAUGGGCGAGUGCACCACGCCCACAACGGUCCUGUACUUACACGGCGGCGCCUACUACCUCUGCGACCCUUCCACGCACCGCCCAACCACCAAGAAGCUGGCCAAGUUGACGGGCGGCCGAUGCUACUCGGUCCGUUACCGCCUCGCCCCCCAGCAUCCCUUCCCGUCGGCCCUGCUCGACGCCUUCGUGUCGUACUUUACGCUGCUGUACCCGCCGCCGGACGCCUACCACGACCCCGUGCAGCCGGAGCACCUUGUGAUUGCCGGUGACAGUCCCCGCGUGGUGGCGCUGACUCGAGACUCCCCAAGUGCCGGCGGAAACCUUGCGCUGGCGUUACUCCAGCUGCUCAUGGAACUCCGGAACCAGGACGCUCCGAUCCUGUGGCACGGCGAGCUGCGUCAAGUGCCGCUGCCCGCAGGCGUGGCCGUCAACUCGCCGUGGCUCGACAUCACGCAGAGCGCGCCAACGUGGGAGAUGGCCACGCCGACGCCGUACGACUUCCUGCCCAAGCCCGAGUCCAUCAGCAAGCUGGCCAUCCCGCCGUGCGACAUCUGGCCGGCCAAGCCGCCGCGCAAGAACAUCUACGUCGACGACGACCUGCUGCCGCACCCGCUGGCGUCGCUCGUCAUGGCGCGGAGCUGGGAGGGCGCGCCGCCCAUCUACAUGUGCGCUGGCUGGGAGAUCCUGGCCUGGGAGGGCAAGUUCCUGGCGCGCAAGCUCGAGGCCGACGGCGUGGCGGUGGUGUUCGAGGAGUACGAGGCCAUGCCGCACUGCUUUGCGCUGCUGCUGCGCAACAUCCCGUCCACGCACCGGUGCUACGACGGCUGGGCGGGCUUUAUCCGCGCGGCGGUGGACGACGCCGAGGCCAUCGCCUCGAGCGCCGUGCGCAUCAAGGCCAGGACGCUGGACGAGGAGCCGCUGCGGUUUGAGGACCUGUGCAGCGUCACCGACGACGAGAUGCGCCAGCGGGUCCUGCUCAAGGCAGGCGAGCUUCCGGUGAUUUCUGCGGCGAAGCUGUGA
Messenger RNA from Ilyonectria robusta, 1485 nucleotides. Its product is annotated as alpha/beta hydrolase fold-domain-containing protein. The coding region runs from base 1 to 1485 and encodes 494 amino acids. The transcript has 2 exons. The record is from RefSeq and is a predicted model, not a curated record. Lineage: Eukaryota; Fungi; Ascomycota; Sordariomycetes; Hypocreales; Nectriaceae. Gene Ontology annotation, molecular function: hydrolase activity.